UUGGCGGGCGGGGCCUCAUAGUGGGCCCUUGGAUUUUCAUUACUGUUGUUGCUUGUAGUGGCAGUGGUUUGUUGUGAGGGUUGUGAAUGCGAUAAAAAAAAAAAUGACUAGAUUGUGUGAGCUAUUCUCAUCCGCUAACAAAAUCUUUAUUUUUGGAAGUUAAAGUCUUAAAGGUCUUGUGAAUUGACAUCAGAUUUAUUACAUCUCUUUAGUUGUCUUGCUCAUAACUGACUGAUCAUGAAGACCUCAAGAUAUGACGUUGAUAAAGCAAACCAGCGUUGUUCUAGCUGGCUACAAAAUCAUCAUAGUGAACACAAAGUUUUUGUUGAUGAGACCAUGGAGGCAGAUGACCCAGAUGACCAAGGACUUACUGAGCACCCCUGCGAUCCUCUGAAAGAUUCAGUUCUUUACUCGGCUGAUGAAGAUCUAUCUAACCAAAGUGCCCUUAGAAGGAGGAGUAAAAGAAAUUCACCUCAAGAAGAAGCAUUCUCAGAUCUCAGUGAAAUUUCUCAAGAGCGCUAUGAAAAUUCACGCCUUCGUCAGAUUACUGAGGAUAUGGAGACUGAUAUGUCAUUGACCAGUGAUGAGGUAUCGGUUACAAAACCAAAGAUACUGAAAAUAAAGACUGAAAAAUUAGAUCUCAGAUGUGGAUGGAGGAACUGCUAUUUCACAACUAGUGAGAUAGAGCUUUUUGUGACCCAUGUUGCUGCUCAUGUUCCAGACCUUGAAGUAAAAUGUAGCGAAGAAGAAAAUGAAGAGGUAUAUUCAUGUCAAUGGGAAUCAUGUGACUUUGAAACGCCUAACGGGGAUGAGGUGACCCGACAUGUGAACUUUCAUUCUUAUCAUACAAAGGUUAAAUUCAUAGGAUCCCUUGUAUGCAAAAGAGAAAAACUUCCUGAAUGCACCUAUGGUGGAGCAGGUGGAAACCUUGUACCAGAUUUACCCCAACCCUUGCAAUGUUUGUGGAAUGAAUGCCCCUUCACCUCCAACAACCCGAAUAUUUUUUAUGGUCAUGUGCAGGUACAUUCUUUAGAGAUACCAAAUAUAAAGAAAGCAACUGAAAAAAAAUUUCAAUGCCUAUGGCAAGGCUGCAAAACAUUAGUGAAAAACAGGGAUCGCAUAUCAGAACACUUACGAGGACAUUCAAAGGAAAGAGUUGUUGCCUGUCCAAUAUGUGGUGUUCUGUAUUCUAGUCGAAUGAGGUUGAUUGAUCACAUUAAAAGACAAAUUUCAUCAGAAGAAUUCAUGACUCAUCAGUGCACCCAUUGCUCCCGUUCUUAUCCUUCUGAGCGGAUUCUCAGAGACCACAUGAGGCAUCACGUUAAUCAUUUCAAAUGUCAGUUUUGUGAUAUGACUUGUCCCACACAAUAUGCUCUAAGUAAUCAUGUACGAUUUCGACACCUUGAUGAAAAACCCUUUGCCUGCGAAUAUUGUGAUUAUAGAGCUAAAACUCAGUAUAAUAUAAGACGACAUAUGGCCACUCAUUCGACUGCAGACAACUUUUUUUGUGAGGAGGACGACUGCAGCUUCUCAUGCCGAACCCUUAGUGUUUUAAAUUGGCACUACCGCAAGAAGCAUGAUAGCCCCCCUGUUUAUUGCUGUCAUAUGUGUGCUGCCAAAUUUGCAAGGGGCGCGUAUCUUACUCAACAUCUUAUGAAGAAACAUAAUUUUAGGUGGCCGUCUGGACAUACACGUUUUAGAUUUUACAAGAACCAUGAAGAUGGCCUUCUUCGUCUUCAAACUGUCCGUUAUGAAAGCCUUGAUGUUGUUGAAGAUAUCAAUAGGAGGGAAGGAGAGCCCUCUUCAGUUUUACAAACAAGUAGUAAAUUUAACAUUUCAAAGGUAACAGAUAACAAGGAUGGUGUUUUGGCCAAUUUUAUUGUAAAAGAAGUAGAUGACAACCCUGACGACCCAGAUGACCCCUUUACUGAGGAUGGAAACAGUGAUAUAAAAGUUGGGCAAAGUAUGCCAAGUCUGGACGAUGAGAGUCCACCUACAUGCAAGAAGGUGCUCAUUUCUAUAGACGAAGUAGACAGUGACGGCAACAUCAUAAGUUCUAAAACCAUGGAAGUUGACGAAUUACUUGAUAUGGAGGAAGUAGAAAAUGCUCGAAUUGUCACAGAUGGCAUUGAAUUUGAGAAUCUAGCCUAGCAAGUUGACUGAAUGAUAUGCAUGCAGGAGUAAUCUAUUUAUCUACCUGACUAGUCUCAUGCUGGAGUUCUAAAUUCUAUUUCAAAACCUGAAUUUUAAAAUUGAAUUUGCAAAUCCAGCAAGUUGACUGAAUGACAUGCAUGCAGGAUUAAUACAUUAAUUGACUAGUCUCAUGCCAGAGUAUUAAAUUUUAUUUCAAGACCUGAAUUUUAAAAUUAUGGUCUUAAAAAAUGUUUCUUUUUUUAUUUUGUUUUUUUAUUCGAAGCAAAAUUAAAAUUAUAUCACAGAAAGUUCAAAUGCUUUAGGGAGAGUUAUACCAAGAGUUUGCAGAAGUCUUCACUUUGUAAAUUGCAUCUUCAAAAAAAAUACAGUAAAUCAAACAAUC
Frankliniella occidentalis (western flower thrips) is the source of this 2536-nucleotide messenger RNA. RefSeq names its product histone H4 transcription factor (gene Hinfp). The transcript is spliced from 11 exons. Bases 238 to 2151 code for a protein of 637 amino acids. NCBI's taxonomy places the organism in Eukaryota, Metazoa, Arthropoda, Insecta, Thysanoptera, Thripidae. The record is from RefSeq and is a predicted model, not a curated record. Gene Ontology annotation, molecular function: DNA-binding transcription factor activity, RNA polymerase II-specific; RNA polymerase II cis-regulatory region sequence-specific DNA binding. Gene Ontology annotation, biological process: regulation of transcription by RNA polymerase II; anatomical structure development.